AUGCCAGAGGCACUGGGACCACAGAGUCAGCACACUAGAACAAAGAAAGAUCAGCAAAAUUUAGAAACCAAAUUUCGACUCUAUACAGAUACAACUGAAGAAAGCUGUCAGAUUUUUUUUAAUCAGUUGGAGACUCUUGACAAAUGCAGUUUCAAUGCCUCUCUUCCUCUGGUGAUGAUAGUCCAUGGCUGGUCGGUGGAUGGGAUAUUAGAAGGUUGGAUUUGGAAAAUGGCAGCAGCUCUGAAGUCUCAACACAAACAAAUUAACGUGAUCAUUGCAGACUGGAUUACAUUUGCUCACCAGCACUAUCCCAUUGCUGUACAGAAUACACGCUACAUUGGACAGGAGAUAGCAGACUUCCUGGAAUGGCUGGAGGAAUCCAUUCAGUUUUCCAGAAGCAACGUUCAUCUAAUUGGGUACAGCCUAGGAGCUCACGUUUCAGGAUUUGCUGGAAGUUAUAUCAGUGGUACGAACAAGAUUGGAAGAAUUACAGGCCUUGACCCUGCUGGUCCCUUGUUUGAAGGAAUGUCAUCAACAGAUCGUUUAUCUCCAGAUGAUGCAAACUUUGUAGAUGCAAUUCAUACAUUCACUAAACAGCACAUGGGCCUCAGUGUUGGCAUCAAGCAGCCUGUGGCUCAUUUCGACUUUUAUCCCAACGGAGGCACCUUCCAGCCUGGCUGUCACAUCUUACAUGUGUAUAACCACAUUGCACAAUACGGAAUCACUGGCAUCGCUCAAACUGUGAAAUGUGCCCAUGAGAGGUCAGUUCAUUUGUUUAUCGACUCUCUGCUUCACAAGGACAAGCAAAGCACAGCAUACUGGUGCAACGACAUCAACACUUUCAACAAAGGAAUGUGCCUCAGCUGUAGGAAGAACCGGUGCAACACACUGGGCUACAACAUCAGGGAGGAAAGGCUCCCAAAAAGCAGACAACUCUUUUUGAAAACAAGAGCAUAUAUGCCUUUCAAAG
Molecule: messenger RNA, 970 nt
Organism: Pterocles gutturalis (yellow-throated sandgrouse)
Lineage: Eukaryota; Metazoa; Chordata; Aves; Pterocliformes; Pteroclidae
Gene: LIPC
Product: lipase, hepatic
Exons: 6
Biological process (GO): lipid metabolic process
Molecular function (GO): triacylglycerol lipase activity; apolipoprotein binding
Source: RefSeq, a predicted model, not a curated record